This is a messenger RNA of Closterium sp. Naga37s-1, 4204 nucleotides long. Lineage: Eukaryota; Viridiplantae; Streptophyta; Zygnematophyceae; Desmidiales; Closteriaceae. The record is from the annotation of a GenBank genome assembly.
AUGACACGUAAGAUGGUUGACACGGCAUGGGAUGACAGGCACCGCUGCCCGCUCUUCUCCCUAUCGCUUGCCUAUCCCACUCUACUACCACUCCCCUGCUCGCUUGCCUAUUCCACUUCCCCACUCUCCCCCACUCCCCCAAUCUCCCCCACUCUACCACUCUCCCCCACUCCCCCACUCUUCUCCCCCCUCCCACUCCCGCCCACUUCCCCUCUUCCCCUUGGCCCUCUUUCACCAUCUGGCAGUUACUCGCCUGACCUCUCUGCGCUUGUCAGACGUCAAUCCAACAGUUUCAGAACCCCUCUGAGCGACGCACACAUCUUCCACUCCCUCUCCUUCAUCAUCAGGCCUCUGCUUUGUCACAUUCCUUCCCCCAUUCUCCUCCCUCCCCCGCACUUACUGUGCCCCAUGCAGACCCCCUCUGAGCGACCCACAGCAGCCGACAUCCUAGCCUCGCCUCUCCUCCACCAACGGGCUUCUGCCUUCCUGCACGCCUGCCUGCAUGCCGUUGAACAUACACUCGAGAGUGCCACUGUGAACGAUCUUGGGAAUGCCGCCCUUGGGAAUUCCGCCCUUGGGAAUGCCGCCCUUGGGAAUGCUCCCCUUGGGAAUGCUGCUCUUGGGAAUGCCGCCCUUGGGAACGCCGCCAGUGUUGGUGCUGAUGUGGCAAGCGCAGUGGCAAUGCGGCGGGCAGUAAGGGAGCAGAUGGGGCGACUGGAGAUCGUGAUAGCCCCAUGCGGGAGCAUCAAUGCGCGUGUGGCCUGCAGCAGCAGCAGCAGCAGCGCCACCACCACCACCACCACCACCACCACCACCACCACCACCACCACCACCACCACCACCACCACCACCACCACCACCACCACCACCACCACCACCACCACCACCACCACCACCAGCAGCACCAGCAGCACCAGCAGUGGCGAUAGCAGUGGCGAUGCUGCUGCUACUGCCGAUUUGCAAGCAGGUGAGCGGACAGGCGGGCUUGCUGCUACAGGAGAUGCUGGUUCUGAGGAAGUCGCAUCCCGUGCAGGUAUAUCUGGGUCAGGGGGAUCCGCCACACGAGCAUGUAGAGCAUGUGACGUGCCUUCGUUGGGUAUGGCUGGUGGGGAGGAGGAGGAGGAAGGGGGUCGGGUGGAGGAGGGAGAAUGGGGUGGGGAGGAGUGUGUGAAGGUCGAGGAGGAAGGGGCAGGGACUGCGGAGGAAGAAGAGGAGGUAUUUCAGGAGGCUCAAGGGAUGGGCCAUGUGGAUGGGGAGGAGGAGGAACAACGGGAGUGGGAGGAUCAGGACGAGUGGGGGUGGUGUUGGUUGGGAAAAGAGGACGAAGAAGGAGAGGAGAAGGACGAGGCGGAGUGUAAGCGAAUGGAGGAGGAAGAUGAGGCACGGAGAGAAUGGGAGCGAGAGCAGGAGUUGAGGGAAGAGUUUGUGCUUGAGAAGGAGGCGGAGGAAAAUGGAUGGGGGGAGGAGAGACAAAUAGGGAAGCGUGAGAACGAUGGUGAGUGGGAAGAGCGAGUGAAUGGGUGGGACGAGGGAGGCGAUGGGGCGGAAAGGGAAGAAGAGCGAGAAGAGCAUGGGAUAGGUCGUGGGUGGGAGGAUGGAGCGGAUGGGUGGAGAGAAGGAGAGAAUAAGAAUCUGAAACGAGAUGAUGAAUGGGAAGAGGGAGAGGUUAGCUGGGGAGAGGGAGAGGAUGGGCGGGAAGGGGAGGAAAGGCGAGAAGAGCACGAGACAGGUGGUGGAUGGGAGGAGAAUGGGUGGGAAGAAGGAGAGGACGGGGAGGAGGAACGAGAUGAUGGAUGGGAGGAAGGAGAGGUUAGGUGGAGAGAGGGAGUGGAUGGCUGGGAAGGGGAAGAAGAGCGGGAAGAGCAUGGGACAGAUGGUGCGUGGGAGGAGGGAAAGGAUAGGUGGAGAGGAGGAGUCAACGAGGAUGUGGAACGAGGUGAUGAAAGGGAGGAAGGAGAGGUUAGAUGGAUAGAGGGAGCCGAUGGGUGGGAAGCGGGAGGAGAGCGGGAGGAGUGCGAGAUACGUGAUGGAUGGGAUGAGGGAAGGGCUGGGUGGGAAGAGGAGGGAUAUCAGCCGCAGCAAAAUCAGCAGUGGCAGCAGCAGCAUCGGCGGCGGGAAGAGAGAGAGCAGACGGAGCAGCACGAAGCAGCCAGAGAGUUGCUGACAAAGAAGCAGCAGGAGCAGCAGACGGAGCAAAAGAAGAAGCAGCAGCAGCAGCAGCAGCAGCAGCAGCAGGAGCAGGGACAGCAGAAGCGUGAUUCAGAAUGGCGGAAGCGGUUCAGGAGCCGCACCAGGGAUAGUCACAGCACAGGGGGGCGCAGCAGGGGCAGGCGCAACAAUAGCAAGGAGGUGGUUAAGGCACUGCUGGAACGGUUUGGCGUCCCUCUCAACAACCAGCCUGUGCCAGCUGGUGCUUGCAUGCAGGCGAACCUGUCGAGGAUUCAGGAGCUGCUGCAGGUGGGCGGGGUGAAGGCGGGGAAGAGGCCGGAGGGGGUGCAGGUGCAAGGGGGAAAGGAGCUGUCAAAGAUAGCGAGGAGGAAGGAGGUGGGGAAGGAGGGUGAGAUGCGGGAUACGUGCUUCGAGACAGGUCAUGCCACACCUGAUAAGGCUGUGCCAGGUUAUGCUGCAGCUGGUGAGGUGGCAGCAGGUGACGUCAUGUCUGAGAGGGUUCGGAAGCUUCUGCGGAAGCUGCGAGAACUGAAGGAGAUAGCUGGCGUGCCAAGGAAGCAGGUGGCACACACGAUGCAAUCAUCAACGCAAGGGGCACCAGAGCUGCAGAAGGUGUGGGCAGUGGGGACACCAGAGGCACUGCGUGCACUGCUCCGGCUGUACAAGCUGAAGGAGGGAGAGGAGGAGCGCAAAAAUGCUGGCAAGAGAUCUCCGGUGCUCACUGGCUCACACAAGGCUGCUUUCCAUGCUGCUUGUUCACCGGGCAAGGGGCCCACGGCUGCUCGUCCUGCGCUUAGACAAAAGCACGGCAGGCAUGGUGACGGCUGUGGGGAUGGGUGUGGGGAUGGGUGUGGGGAUGGGUGUGGGGAUGGGUGUGGGGAUGGGUGUGGGGUAGGUUGUGGGGUAGGGUGUGGGGUAGGGUGUGAGGGUUCCUAUGGAGAUGCCUCUGAGGCGGGCUGGAGUGAUGGCUGCGGAGUGGGGAGUGAAGGUGCUGGUUCGGCCCACACGUGCGGUUGGAGUGAUGGCUUGGAUGGCAUGGGCAGCUGGAUAGGAGGGGCGGGGGAAGACGUGGGUCUGACUGAAGGGGAGGACUGUUCAGAAGGGGUGAGGUAUGCAGGAGGAGAGGGGUAUGGAGAAGGAGAGGGUUAUGCAGAAGGAGAGGGGUGUGAAGAAGGAGAGGGGUGUGAAGAAGGAGAGGGGUGUGAAGAAGAAAAUGAUGAGGAGAUUUCAGAAGGAGAGGGAUGCUUGGAGGGCGAGGGGUGUUCAGACGGGGAGACGCAGUGGGUGGGAGUUUGGCUCAGGACCGAUAGAGGCUGGAUCGAAAGGAAAAUGUUGUCAGAGGAGGAGGAGGAGGAGGAGGAGGAGGAGGAGGAGGAGGAGGAGGAGGAGGAGGAGGAGGAGGAGGAGGAGGAGGAGGAGGAGGAGGAGGAGGAGUAUACAGACGGCGAGGGGCUUAGAGAUGGAGAUAUCUUUAGGAAAGAGGAAGGAGAGGGAAGUGCCGAGGACAAGAGGUAUUCAGAAGGAGAGGGGUAUUCCGAAGGAGAGGGGUAUUCAGAAGGAGAGGGCUAUUCAGAAGGAGAGGGGUGGUCGGAAAGAGAGGGGUUUUCGGAAGGAGAAUGGCUCGAGGUUGAAGGAGGUUUUGAGGGGCUUACAGAAUGCGAAGAAAAUGCAGAUAAAGAGAGGUACUUGGAAAGUGAGUGUCCUGGGACUGAAGGAUGGUGCCCUGAAAACGAAGAGUUGAUGGUAGAGGAGUGGAGAGAAGGAGAUGGAAGGGCACAAGGGCGCGAAGGAGAGGGGUGGAGCAAAGGGAAGAGUUUGACGGAAGGAGAGAAGUGUGCAGAAUCGGAAGCGGGUGCAGAAGCAGAGCGGUUGAUUCAUGGCGGCGCAUUGUGCGAAAGGGGCGAGGUGGGAAGCGGGGUGCAUGAGGCAAGUGGAGCGGCGUUGGGAGGCAUGUUGGAGCGGGUGGGCGUGCUCCUCAGGAGAGCCUGUGGGAGCGCCUGUGAGGGUGCCUGUGGGGGUGCCUGUGAGGGUGCAU